Messenger RNA from Closterium sp. Naga37s-1, 453 nucleotides. The record is from the annotation of a GenBank genome assembly. NCBI's taxonomy places the organism in Eukaryota, Viridiplantae, Streptophyta, Zygnematophyceae, Desmidiales, Closteriaceae.
CCGUUGCGUCACUCACGCUCUCGGCACGCCGUGCAGAGGCCAACUCAGUUUCCGCCGGCGGGUAUACGGUGUUUUCCAACAACACCAUUUUUGAUUCCAGUGGAGCCGCUGUGACGACCACCAAGAACGGGGAUGGGUCUCAAAGUGUUGGAGGCUACACUCUCUACACUAAUGGCACUUUUGCUGGUCCUGACGGCCCAGUCUAUGGUCUGCGCUCCGACCGUGGACUCCUUAUUGGCAGCACUGUUGUCUACACGAAUGGGACCUACGCCGAUGCCAGUGGGAAGCCGGUUCAACCUGUUCCUAACUCGGACGGCUCUGGGGCGACUGCUGGAGACCUGACUGUAUUUACGAAUGGAACCAUGGUUUCUUCCAAGGGCGUGAUAGUGCACACUACUGAUAUGACCUCUAAGACCUCCGGCAAAGCUGCUUCCGCCUCUUCGAUUAAGCUCG